AUGCCCACCGUGCUUCGCAAUGGGCGCAAAGUCCCGCACGUCGACGAAGAACCCUCCCCAAUGACAGACUCACCACGCUCGGAGUCGACUCGCUACCCGCCUUCAGCCUGGCUACUUGUACUCUACCCGGUCGUACUCGCUACUGGCUCCCUCUUCUCUGUCCUCUCCCCAGUGGCGUCUUCACAAGAUGCGUCCGAUCACCGUCACAAUUACUUUGCGGGCAAGCGCAACUUCAUAAACCUCUACUUCGUCAAACUCGGCUGGUUUUGGACAACAGUUGCCUUCGGGUUCCUUCAGAGUACGAAUCGCUCGCCCUCGAGCUCAAAAUCAAGGCACUACUCCCAAGCGUUCACGCGCUUUGCCAUAGUCACUAUGGUCUGGUAUCUAACCACCCAGUGGUUCUUUGGCCCAGCUCUGAUCGACCGCUCAUUCACAAUAACAGGUGGACACUGCGAAUCACCACCUCUCAGCGAGCUGUCUGACUUCAAAGAAUCCAUCACAUUUCCCACCAUCGCCUCCGCGACCUACUGCAAGGCCAAAGGCGGCCGAUGGCGCGGAGGCCAUGACAUCUCUGGGCAUAUCUUCAUGCUGGUGCUUUCUUCCGCCUGCUUGGUGUACGAAUUGUACAUCGCCGACAGCCACUCAGCGCAUCCACACGUGUCACCAGCUGCGGCAGCGAAGCUUGCGCACGACUUAACAGACGAGGAGCGGAAAGCUGUGGGAGGCUGGGAGUCUGAGACGGCAGCAAGAGUACGGAUGUAUGCUCGCUACUUCCUAUGGGGCGUUGUGGCCCUCGACGUGUGGAUGAUCAUGAUGACAGCGAUCUGGUUCCAUACUUGGUUGGAGAAGCUGAGCGGACUUGUGCUCGCGGCUGCGGCGAUAUGGGGCGUCUACUUUCUCCCAGAGGCAGUGCCUGGGUGGAGGACUGUGGUAGGCGGGUUCGAGUAA
Messenger RNA from Cyphellophora europaea CBS 101466, 948 nucleotides. RefSeq lists its product as uncharacterized. The transcript has a single exon. Gene Ontology annotation, cellular component: endoplasmic reticulum membrane. The record is from RefSeq and is a predicted model, not a curated record. Gene Ontology annotation, biological process: lipid droplet organization; phospholipid biosynthetic process; lipid storage. Lineage: Eukaryota; Fungi; Ascomycota; Eurotiomycetes; Chaetothyriales; Cyphellophoraceae. The coding region runs from base 1 to 948 and encodes 315 amino acids.